AUGGAGCGCAAUGACGACAGUCUCUUAAGCAAGGAUAUCCCAGACGCGAAGAAACCAGACGCAACAGCAACGGUCUCUUGGCAAGGACAUCAGACGCCAGGAAUAGACGCGACGACGGCGUCUCUGCUGUGGUUGUCAGACUUUGAAGAUGAAUAUGACCACUCUAGGCACACUAUGGCACUUCUAGCACUCUAUGGCACACUAUGGCACUCUCUAGCACUCUAUGGCACACUAUGGCACUCUCUAGCACCCUAUGGCACACUAUGGCACUUCCUAGCACUCUCUCUCUAUGGCACACUAUGGCACUCUCUAGCACUCUAUGGCACACUAUGGCACUCUCUAGCACUCUAUACACACUAUGGCACUUCUAGCACUCUAUGGCACACUAUGGCACUCUCUAGCACUCUAUGGCACACUAUGGCACUCUCUAGCACUCUAUGGCACACUAUGGCACUCUCAGCACUCUAUGGCACACUAUGGCACUCUCUAGCACUCUAUGGCACACUAUGGCACUCUCUAGCACUCUAUGGCACACUAUGGCACUCUCAGCACUCUAUGGCACACUAUGGCACUUCUAGCACUCUAUGGCACACUAUGGCACUCUCUAGCACUCUAUGGCACACUAUGGCACUCUCUAGCACUCUAUGGCACACUAUGCACUCUAUGGCACACUAUGGCACUCUCAGCACUCUAUGGCACACUAUGGCACUCUCUAGCACUCUAUGGCACACUAUGGCACUCUCUAGCACUCUAUGGCACACUAUGGCACUUCUAGCACUCUAUGGCACACUAUGGCACUCUCAGCACUCUAUGGCACACUAUGGCACUCUCUAG
This is a messenger RNA of Homarus americanus (American lobster), 834 nucleotides long. RefSeq lists its product as uncharacterized. The transcript is spliced from 3 exons. NCBI's taxonomy places the organism in Eukaryota, Metazoa, Arthropoda, Malacostraca, Decapoda, Nephropidae. The record is from RefSeq and is a predicted model, not a curated record. Bases 1 to 834 code for a protein of 277 amino acids.